AUGGGAUCAUUUGUUCCUCCUCUUUCUCCAUCUUUGAUCUCCAAGACCCCUCAACAAGUGCAUCAAGUUUUCCUUAGCUUUAGGGGUGAGGACACACGUUACACUUUCACCAGCCAUCUUUACGCAGCAUUAAGAAGGCUUCAGGUAAAAACUUACAUUGACAACGAUUUGGAACGAGGCGAUGAGAUAUCACCCUCACUUCUUAAGGCAAUCCAGGAUGCAAAAGUCUCCGUCGUUGUUUUCUCCCAAAACUAUGCUUCUUCACGCUGGUGCUUGGAUGAGCUCGUCAAAAUCACCCAAUGUAAGAACAACACUGGCCAAAUUAUAGUGCCUAUUUUUUACCACGUUGACCCAACCCAUGUUCGCCAUCAAACUGGUUCCUAUGCACAUGCUUUCGCGUCGCACGAAAAACGUUUCGUUGCUGACAUGAAUAGGGUUCAAACGUGGCGGCUUGCACUCACUGAAGUAGCCAAUAUCUCUGGCUGGGAUUGCUUGACCACAAGUGUGGAGUCUGAACUAGUAGAGAUAAUUGGUAAGGAUAUAUUGCAAAAGUUGGAGUCCAUCACAGGUGGUGGCCUAGAAAGACGCAUUGGGUUGCAGAAGGAAAUGGCACAGCAGAAACUGGAGAAGUUACUGAGAACGGGUGAUCUGAGGGACAUGGAAGAGUUGAUCACAGCAAUGCAGCAACUUGGAGAAGUGAAAUUGGAGAAGGCGAUGCAAUCAGAUGAUUCAGGCGUUUGGAGGGAGGUUAUGGAGACGUAUGAACGUAUAUUGCAGCUAAAACAAGACAAGUGGAUGCGAACACUUAGUACAAAAGACAUGCAGGAUUUGAUGAGUACGAGGGGGCAUGUUAUGCACAUUCAGAGAGAGCAAUCCAACCGUAGGAUGGGGUUCCGCGGUAUAUAGAUGCCUCAUUAUGUAAUCUAAAAAAAACCAAAUCAAACCUAUGUAAUUUGGAUUGAUUUAAUUUUUGUACUUUUGAAAUAAUU
Messenger RNA from Vigna radiata var. radiata (mung bean), 989 nucleotides. Its product is annotated as TMV resistance protein N. Lineage: Eukaryota; Viridiplantae; Streptophyta; Magnoliopsida; Fabales; Fabaceae. The record is from RefSeq and is a predicted model, not a curated record. The transcript is spliced from 2 exons. Gene Ontology annotation, biological process: signal transduction. The coding region runs from base 1 to 906 and encodes 301 amino acids.